ACCCAAAAAUAUAACCUGAACAGGAAAUCUAAAGGAAUAGUGCAAAUACUUGUAGCGAAACCAUUAUUUUGGUGAUUAUUAAUUAGAGGAGAGUAACAAAAAAAGGUGAAGUUUUGCAACAAUAACGGAAUUGACAAGUACAUCAAGUUAAUAAUCAAUUAAAGAAUCCGUUGGAUUGAUCGCCUAGAGAAUAUGUCGGGGGGAAUUUUGUUCGGUGGUGACGAGAUUGGGGCCCUCGUUUUCGAUUUGGGGCAUCAUUCCCUGAGAGUCGGUUAUGCCCAGGAAGACACACCAAAGGCGGAAAUUCCAGCGGUCGUUGGCAUUGGCGAAGACACCAAUGGAGGAAGCAACAAGGGAGAACCAAUGGAUGUCGAUGAUAAAAAACAAGAUAGCAAUAUUACUCAGUCAAAGCCGAAGUAUUAUAUUGACACGACGAUUCUUCAUGUUCCCAGGCCAGGUAUGGAAGUGGUAUCCUACAUGAAAGAUGGAAUGAUAGAGGACUGGGACCACUUCGAGAAGGUCCUGGACUACACAUAUUCCAAAGUAAUCCAAUCAGAUGCCGAGUACCACCCAGUGCUGUUCUCAGAGUCACCCUGGAACGUGCGAAGUAAACGAGAGAAGCUUACAGAGUUAAUGUUUGAGAAAUACAACGUGCCAGCGUAUUUUCUCGUGAAAAAUGCAGUCCUGGCAGCAUUUGCCAACGGCAGAGCCACUGGAAUAGUCGUGGACUCUGGUGCCACGCACACAUCAGCUGUUCCCGUUCAGGAUGGAUUUGUCCUGACGCAGGCAAUAGUCAAGUCUCCUCUGGGGGGUGACUACAUCAGUAUGCAGUGUCGACAGUAUCUCCAGGAGAAUGACAUCGAUCUAUCACCUGCUUACAUGAUUGGCAGCAAGGAAGUCGUCAAGGAUCACGAAAAGCCCAGGUGGACGCCGAAGAAGGGCAUCCCAGAGGUCACCAAGUCCUGGCACAAUUAUAUGGUUAAAAAACUCAUUCAGGACUUUCAGGCAACUGUCCUCCAGAUCUCUGAGGCACCGUACGACGAGAAAAUUGUUUCGACAAUUCCUGCGGUGCAGUAUGAAUUUCCAACGGGAUAUCAUCAGGAUUUUUCCACUGAAAGGUUCAGGAUACCUGAGGCUCUCUUCGAUCCCAGUGUUGUCCAGAUGAGAGGUGGUCUCGUUGGGAAUACCAUGCUGGGGUGUGGACACAUUGUCACAACGAGUGUUGGAAUGUGUGAUGUGGAUGUGAGACCUGCGUUGUAUGGAAGUGUUGUUGUCACUGGAGGCAAUUCCUUCAUUCAGGGAUUUCCAGAACGUCUCAAUCGUGAUUUAUCUAUGAGAAUUCCAUCCAGUAUGAGAUUAAAACUCAUCAGUGCUAAUGGAUGUGCUGAGAGGAGAUUUGGCGCUUGGAUUGGGGGCUCCAUUCUCGCGUCCAUAGGCACAUUCCAGCAGAUGUGGAUAUCGAAUCAGGAAUACGAGGAGAGUGGAAAGAGCCAAGUCGAGCGGAAGUGUCCCUAGAUCUAAAUCGCCUUUUUUUCGUUUAUUUUCUGUGAAGUGGCAAACGAGAUAAUUCCAAAUACAUGGAAACAUUUGAUGGGAAAACCUGACGCCUUCUACGAGGAAUUUUAUUAAGUCUCUGAUAAUUUUAUUGGAGAUCUAUAAGAAUUCUGGUGAAACAGUCGUUUUUGUUUUUUUUUCCUGCAGUAAAAUUAAAAAUUAUUACCAAUUGAUUGUUUUUGGACAGAAAAUCUGUGGAUUUUUUUUUAUGUAAUUUAUUCUGUUGGGAUUCUUUCUAUUGGAUUGAAUAAAAUUAAUGGCAAAAAUCGAUUUUUUUUAUAGGAUUCAAGAAUGUUUUUAAUGGAAUUCUUGUAGGAAUUGAAAAUAUUUUGUCGAGGACAGCGCUAGGUUUUUCUGUAAACCUUUUUCAUUCACAAAACUUGAUUUUCCACCUCUGUGCUAGUUUUUUAAUAAAAAAAAUUGAACAAUUAAAGUCUAAUCAUACGAUCAGGUGGUAUUUAUGUGAAUUGUAAGAAGACGUAUUUUGUAAAAUAUAAACCGAAAUUGUAUCAA
This is a messenger RNA of Fopius arisanus, 2067 nucleotides long. RefSeq names its product Brahma associated protein 55kD (gene Bap55). Gene Ontology annotation, molecular function: chromatin binding. Gene Ontology annotation, biological process: nervous system development; regulation of transcription by RNA polymerase II; chromatin remodeling. Bases 193 to 1515 code for a protein of 440 amino acids. NCBI's taxonomy places the organism in Eukaryota, Metazoa, Arthropoda, Insecta, Hymenoptera, Braconidae. Gene Ontology annotation, cellular component: NuA4 histone acetyltransferase complex; SWI/SNF complex. The transcript is spliced from 3 exons. The record is from RefSeq and is a predicted model, not a curated record.